This is a messenger RNA of Callithrix jacchus (white-tufted-ear marmoset), 568 nucleotides long. Its product is annotated as all-trans-retinol 13,14-reductase-like. Gene Ontology annotation, molecular function: all-trans-retinol 13,14-reductase activity. Gene Ontology annotation, biological process: retinol metabolic process. Gene Ontology annotation, cellular component: endoplasmic reticulum membrane. The record is from RefSeq and is a predicted model, not a curated record. Lineage: Eukaryota; Metazoa; Chordata; Mammalia; Primates; Cebidae.
CAGACCGCUCCACCAUGAUCGUGCUCAUACCCAGCGCCUAUGAGUGGUUUGAGGAGUGGCAAGCGGAGCUGAAGGGAAAGCGGGGCAGUGACUAUGAGACCUUCAAAAGCUCAUUUGUGGAAGCCUCUAUGUCAACAGUCAUGAAACUGUUCCCACAGCUGGAGGGGAAGGUGGACAAUGUGACUGCAGGAUCUCCACUCACCAACCGGUUCUAUCUGGCUGCUCCCCGAGGUGCCUGCUACGGGGCUGACCAUGACCUGGGCCGCCUGCACCCUCGUGUGAUGGCCUCCUUGAGGGCCCAGAGCCCCAUCCCCAACCUCUACCUGACAGGCCAGGAUAUCUUCAUCUGUGGGCUGCUUGGGGCUCUGCAAGGUGCCCUGCUGUGCAGCAGCACCAUCCUGAAGCGGAAUUUGUACUCAGACCUUAAGGAUCUUGGCUCUAGGAUCCGGGAACAGAAGAAGAAGAAUUAGUUCCAUCAGGGAGGAGUCAGAGGAAUUUGCCCAAUGGCCCAAGGGGCAUCUCCCUUGACUUACCCACAAUGUCUGCAUUAAAUCCUUGCACACACAAA